AUGAAAUCGGAGAACAAGGUGACUGUUGUGGCAGCCGUCGCUUACACAGUUGGCGAUAUUGUUGGAUCGGGUAUUUUCGUCUCCCCGUCGGUGAUUCUCUCGCAUUCCGGCUCGGUUGGGGUCUCGUUGCUGGUGUGGGGCUUUUCAGCGGUCAUUGCGAGUUUCGGUGCUCUUUGUUAUAUCGAGUUGGGGACAUCGAUUCGGCGAUCGGGUUGCGAUUUCGCUUAUUUGAGUCACGCUGGGUGGAAUCCCCUCGCCUCAGCUUUUCUUUUUGUCAGUUGUUCACUCACUUAUCCAUCGAUUUUGGCUGUUCAAACGAUCACUUUCGGCGAAUACAUUGUCAACGGUUUCCACAAGUUUAUCCACGUCUCGCCGAAUUGGGAACCGAUUCUAAAGCGUUUAAUCGGUUUCUCCGUGCUUUUGCCGUUGAUGGGAGUGAAUUUCCUCUCGUUGCGUCGUGUGGCGGCUCGUUUUCAAAUCGUGGCCACUGCCGCGAAAUUGUUGGUCAUUUGUGUCAUUGUCAUUACUGGUUUUUACCAUUUAAUUUUUAAAGGCGAAACGCAAAAUUUCGAUUCGAAAACGAUUUUUGACGGCACAACAAAAGAGUCGGGCGAUAUCGUUUUGGCUCUUUAUGCUGGCCUUUUUGCUUACAAUGGAUGGGAUAUCCUCAACUUUGGCACUGAAGAAAUCGAGAAUCCGAGAAGAACGCUUCCCUUAGCCGCUUUUCUCGGGAUUCUGAUUUCAGCGAUCACGUAUCUCUCAAUGAAUAUCGCUUAUUUCUCUGUGCUUACGAUUGACGAGUUUCGCAAUUCGGAAACAGUUGCUGUGACUUUCGCUGAGCGUACCCUCGGCUCUUUUCAUUACGCGGUGCCUUUCUUGAUCGGUGUCAUGCUACUCGGCAAUCUCAACUCUACGAUUUUUGGCUCAAGUCGAUAUCUUUUUGCGGGUGGUGUGGCGGCAGUGAUGCCAAAAGCGGUUGGUUGUGUGCACGAAGAGUCGGGCAGUCCUCGAGCCGCUAUUCUUGUCGAGGUAUUGAUCUGUGUCGGCGUUUCCUUCAUCGGCGAUCUCGACUCGCUCAUCUCGUAUAUGACAUUCGCAAUGUGGAUGCAACGGACGAUGACACAGAUUGCUUUCAUUUGGAUGCGAUAUUCCGGGAAAUUACCGCUUAAACCAACGGAAAACAUUUUCAGAAUCCCAUUGGCCGUCCCAUUCAUUUUCCUCUUUUUAUGUCUAAUGCUGUUGAUUGUGCCCGUUUGGCAGCACUUCAAAGUCGGCAUCUACGGUUGCUCGCUGGCGAUCGUCGGUCUCGUUACGUAUUUCCUUUUCAUUUACCCAUCAAAUCUGCCAGCUUUUCUUCACAAAAUCAAUGAUUCAACAUUAAAAUUCGCUCAAAUUUUGUUAAAUAUUCAACCAGAAAAAGACGUGGAAAAAGAGGAAAAACGAGAGGAAAACGAGCGCAAAAUCACCAAAAUCACCAAAAUCGAAAACGAAGAGAAAAUCACUAAAUUU
Molecule: messenger RNA, 1509 nt
Organism: Mesorhabditis belari
Lineage: Eukaryota; Metazoa; Nematoda; Chromadorea; Rhabditida; Rhabditidae
Source: the annotation of a GenBank genome assembly